UUCGCUUCAAAUCCGACCCUGACAGAAGGCUCCAUUUGUAUCGAAGACUGCUGUGAUCGGUUGCGUGCUGCGAUUGAAUUUCAGGAUUUAGUAAGAACCGUGUUUGGUCAUCACCUAACUGAAGAUAAUGACGAACAGAAUAAAACCGAAUGGAAAACAAAUUCCAUUGAAGCAACCGUCGUCGAUGUUGAGCAUCGAUUGGAGCAAGAGGAAAGCCCAGUAACGGAAAACUUUAAAUUGUUGGGAAGGCCGUUCGUUAUGCCGAAACUCGAUUAUGUUGAUACACAUAUGAGAUUUAACAAUCUAGAAUACGUAGAGCUAAGCGGUCCAAUGUGUUGCGGAUGUGACUUUGUAGCGAAAACUAGGGAAAAUCUUAUGGACCAUAUCAACGCAAACCACAUGUACAGAACAAACGGUCCGAACGAUUCAUUCGUUUGCGAUGUGUGCUGUGAAGCGUGUGAAGAUGGUCAUCAACUAAAGAACCAUCGACAGUGGUUCCUAAAUACGGAAAUUUUUCUUUGCAACUAUUGCUCCUACGGUUUCACGUGCAAGGAAAAUCUUAUGCAGCACAUGAUCAUGUGCAUCACGCAUGAUAAGUUGGCUACCGAAGAAAAAAGGCUUUUGGAAACGAAGAGAGUCGAGCAUAAAGAGCUGGAAAAAACACUGAAUGAUAAUCUUGUAGCAAAAGUAGAGGACUAUGACGAUCAUAGCGAUUUUCACAAUGACAAGGCAGCUGAUAUCGUACCGCAGCAGAAACCGUUCCGCGAGCUUACCCAAACCGGCAAUCACGGAUGCUGUUUCUUGCGCUGUAAUGCCACAUUCGACCGGGAAACCGAUCUGUACCGUCACGUACAUGAGUUGCACGCCGCUCGUCAACGGAUUCAUCGAAGCGAACGUACAUCCGAUCGGCACGUGUGUGAAACUUGCCAGUUGAGCUUUAAAAGUGUUAAAACUUUAGAACGACAUCGGAACGGUUGGAAGCUAAAGCAGAACAACGUUUGCGCGCAUUGCGCUAAAGGAUUUAUUACUCCUGGUGAAUUAAAAGAUCAUGUGCAGCAGGUGCAUAACGACACGACGCCCCAGUUCCGCUGUGAAAGCUGUGAGAAGCAGUUCAGGAAGAAAUCCCUUCUCAAACUGCAUCUGGUUACACAUCAACAAGAUCGCCGGCACGGUUGCGAUCAGUGUGACGCACGAUUCCACUUUGGCUAUCAGCUGAAAAAGCAUCUGCAGGCGGUCCACACAACGGAGUUUCCGUACGAGUGUAAGCACUGUGACCGGAAGCUGCCAAACAAACACCGGUACGAUCAGCACAUGCGGAUGCAUACGGGUGAAAAGCCGUAUGCAUGUCGGUACGACUGUGGUCGCAAAUUUGCACAUGCCACCGACCGUCGAAGGCACGAAAUGGUGACGCACACAGGCGAGAAACCGCAUCGUUGCUGCAGUUGCAGUAUGGCGUACGUCAGACGAAAGGAAUUGCAUCAACACUAUCGACAUUUCCCAGCACAUGAUACUGAUAGGAAAUUCAUCUCAGCCGGGGUUUUGAAUGCUUGA
Molecule: messenger RNA, 1551 nt
Organism: Anopheles funestus (African malaria mosquito)
Lineage: Eukaryota; Metazoa; Arthropoda; Insecta; Diptera; Culicidae
Product: zinc finger protein 345-like
Exons: 1
Coding region: 259-1551 (430 amino acids)
Biological process (GO): regulation of transcription by RNA polymerase II
Cellular component (GO): nucleus
Molecular function (GO): RNA polymerase II cis-regulatory region sequence-specific DNA binding; DNA-binding transcription activator activity, RNA polymerase II-specific
Source: RefSeq, a predicted model, not a curated record